CGACAAGCAGAUCCAGGAUUUGGGCCUGUUGGAUAGAAUGCUGCCUCAAUUGAUCGAAAAUUAAGGCUCGUAGAUCCCUAUCCAGUGUGAGAGCGUCCUAGAUUCCUAUCCAGUGUGCGAGCGUCCUAAUUGAGUGGGUUCCUUCCAAUUUUAACCAGACAGAACCCAAAGGAGUAGACAGAACCCGCUCAACCACGGAUAGCGACUGACUAGCGUUAAGAGCGGUUGAGUACUUGCGAUCUAGUGCAGGACCCCUGUGGAUCCGAGGGACUGCCGGUUGCGGACACUCUGUGGAAUCUAGUUGCGAUGGUAGCUCGUGGCAGUGCGGCUUUGUCGUGGGACUGGCGCUGCAAAGUGCUCGUGGUAGCAGUAGCCCUUAUUGCUGGCGUCACCGGCCAAGAGGAGCAAUCUUUCGACGAAAAUGAGUCGUCUAGUAGAGCAACGGUAGUAGAAGAGGUUGCGGCACUUCCCGGAGCAGCAUUCUUUGGUGCUAUAUCCAUGCCAUUGACGCUACAGGCCAAGAAGAGCGGAGCAUCAACUGAUGUAGUUGCUAAGCAAGCGAAGACUGCGGCCUCUGAAGAUGUGGCUGAGGCAAUUUGUAGUAGUAUUGCUGCUUCCACCGCAGACAACAAGGAUCCUUCAUCUACAAGUGGCAGUAGUUCCUCGUGCUCGCUGUCUCCUAUGCAGAAGUUUAGUGCCCUUUCCAAGCGCCUUGGAGUUCGAGUCGAGGAUGUAGCAUCGAACUUGGUGGAUUUCACGCGUGAAAGCUUCCCCAGUUUCGAGGCUUUCUGCAAGUUGCUGCCAGUCCAAAAACUCGUGGAUUUCUCUGGCAUUUGGGACGGACUGCAUGCUUUCUCGUCGCCCACAGAGGAGCCGCACACGCGUCUCGCUGCUCUGCGGCUCUGUGUACUACUGCUCCAUCGGGAGGACCACUUUUACCAAACUGUGGUGCGGGAACAGGUGGCGAGAUGGAAGAAAUCCUUGGAUAUGGACGAUAUCGAUUGCGACGAUGACGUGUCAGCAGCGCAGCAAUUUGAUUAUGUUCAAAUAUCCCCAGAUUUCAUGUGAGUAUCACGAUGUUCACGUGCUCUUCUGAAAGGUAGGUCUUUCGAUAAUAUUCAAAUCUCGCGGUCGCGUCUGGGAGUGCAACGAGAAACCUCCCCAUCUCUUCCCCUUCAUUUCCCAGGAUACGAGAAGAGACGUAAGCAUUUUAUUGCACGCUUGCUUGACUGCUUUACGCCAGUUCUCGUGCAAGCAACACGCAGUCCUCCUGAGGCGCCACGACGACGACCCAAAGACCUCAACGACUUGCGCAAAAUGCAGGGUGGAGCAGGAGCCGAUGAGAGCAAGGAACUUCUAAGUGACGAAAGUAAUACAGUAGAGGAUGUCAAGGACAAGGCAGAAGUUGAAACUGCUGCAUCGCCAAAGAAGGCAUUCGACAUGGAUGAUAUCGACGACGACGAUGAUAUCGUGGUUGAAGAGGUUACAGGGUCGGGACUGGGAGCAGUAGAGGGAGAUUCGUCGACGUCUCAACGGGAUCAACAAGCAGCAUUGGCAGACGCAAGUGAAGAGAAUAACAAGAGUUGUACCAGGGAGGACUCUAGUGCAAUUUCCUCACCUGCGCUAGCUACGACACCCUAUUUCAUCGUUGUCCAAGCCCUUGCUGUUUUGAGGGACCUGAUCGUUCCGAAAUUCCAGGGGAUUGAGAUUUUGGGACAAGGUGUGUGGCACAUGAGUGGAAGCGACCUACUAAGCUAUGUGCCAGAGGCGUUGUUUUCGGCACUCUCCUCCUUGGUGACGGACGUGGAGCACUACAAACGAGUGUCGCGGAGUCUGGAGCAGCAGGAACGGAUCGCACUGAAAAAGAGCGCCGAUGACGACAUUUCGGCAGUGAAGAUGAAAGAGAUCCGCGAAACGAGCGUCGAAAAGUCAGUGCAAGCACGCUUGUCCGCAGCUGAGUUGCUCUUUUUACUUCUGAGGAGCCGCUUCAACACAAACUGCGUGGCUACUGUCGUGAACAAGAAGAAAACGGUCGUGAAGAAUUAUGGUUUAUAAUUAAAGGAAAUGUUUUUAUUGUGUUAGUAGAGAAAAGGAAAAUAAACGAGGACCUCCAAGAAAUGUGAUUGUCCAAGAGGUUGUUGAAUUUGACUCUCGAUAGACUUAUUCUCGACACCAGUUCUAAUGAAUUGCGCAGCGGACAACGAUUUCACCGAGUGACGCAGGCGACUACGAAUAUCUAAAGAGCGGACACACGCCGAAAGAGGGAUCAAUAUCCAAAGGUGACGAGAUUCUGAUAGUGUCUGCCACAAAGGACCACCCACUAUGGGACUUGCGUUCCAUAUUCCGUCAACUGCGAGGGCUCUUGAAAGGCAAGUACACACCGACAUUGGAGCCGAUGUUCGUGCGGCCUACGGCGCCACAAAUCUUUCUCUUCGCGUCCGAAAUGAUGCGGAUGUUUCUGCAGGCUCCGGCUCGCUUAUGAUGGUGUUUGAUAGUUUUAUACAGAAUUCUUUUUCGGCAUUCAUUACAGCAACGUUCUAUAUGAAGCUAUGUGAAGGAGACAGGCGGUACUGCAAAACUAUUUAUUUGACCACUGGGAGCAUGAGCAAGAGGACUUAUCUUUCCGUGGUCAGACGGGCCGUAAAGAACCUAGUAAAAAGAGUCUUCCAGCACAUUCGUCUCUAACGGAAGGCGCCAAGCAUGGAGUGCGUGCGCAGUUAUAUGACGAUGCUGCGAGACAGAUGCUGACAUUGGAGACACCGACAUUCGAUGACCUGGAGAGGCGCAUCAUCGAAGCCGAGGACUUCUUCCAAAUCACGACUGACGUCGUCCUACAGCUCAUGGGCCUAAAUCUCAGCCUGCCACCAGUCCCAAAUAGUCCGCUCACGCCUUUAGUUUCGUCGGCCAAUCAGGGAUCUUCGGUGGCCACUAUCUAUGAUGGGCGGACCUGAUGAUAACGUUUGUCUAAUUUUUUUCUAGGUCCUAACCGACAUGGUUCGACCUGUACGGUAGUCAUGAUCAUUAUCACUACUUAUAUCUCUAGUAACGGUGCCAUGAUCAGGGAUACACACAUACAACUCAGACCCAUACAGGAGGAAUACAGCAGAUUGGAUUUUGGUCAUCUCGAAGAAGUUUGUGUCUUACGGGACCAGCACUAUGAUAAAUGUUUUCUGGUCACCAGUUCUAAACCAGCCAGCAACAGCAAGCGGCGAAGCGCGCAACGGAGAGCAUUGAAUACGGCAUGGAGGAAAGCGUACUUGGCGAUGGCCAGAUGAGUAUGGAGCCGGUACCAGUUGGCUGGCUCACAGACUACGAAAAGCGAAUGGCAAAAGAAAACGCAGUACAUGCUAGAACGAAAUCAGCCUCAUCUUAAGAAUCACUGUACUUCAUUUCCAAAGGCAAUCCUUCUCUUUUUUUUUCUUGGGAUCUUCAGGAGAGGACGAUAAGCCUAAGAAAUGGAUCGUUUUGAGCUCUAAUCUUCCUCUUUCUCGACCAAGGGCAACAAGUCCUCCGACUGUUGCUCUGAACCAGUGACGCUGAUUAUGCUGCAAUCUGAAGACUGUCUGAGGUGGAACGCGGGACUGUCUUUGUACAAACUGAUUUCGGAGCUAACCAAGAUCGACCCAACGCACUUGCUGACGGCGGCACACAGAUGGGAGAACGAAGGCAAGCAGGGUCGCAUUGGCUUAGUCAAGCAUCUGAUAACCUCUCUCGAUCUGAUGAGCAUGAAAUGAUCGAAUUUGAAUUUCAGAAAUUAAUUUUUGGUGUAAUAGAAUCUCAUUGUGAUGAUCAUGAGGCGGUUCGUACCCUGACGAGGUACUUCUAAACACGGGAGAAAGCCAAGAAAGGGAGAUGAUCGCUAAAAUGAAGGUACUCUUCCAUGACCGUAUGGACCUGAUAAAGACAUCGAUUUGAAGCAUGAGAGUCACAUUCAUCCCAGAAAGAUCUAAAUUUUAGUUUUUUCCACGAGUUAUCCUUAUCGUUAUGUAGAUAAUCGUUCUUCUCAGGACUGCUAGGACUGCGUAGCGCUCGCAGGAAGAUCAACAACCUGUGCUGUCAAAUCGACACUCGUCAAGAAUGACUACUUUCUGACGGAUCAAAAGCAACCUCCAAGCUCAGCUCACACACGGAGACGUGAAAACAUCGCGUCUCGUACGUACCUACUUGUAUCUUGGACUUAUUUGGAUGAUCUCGAGAGUCAAAUCUAAACCUGAGAUGGAAAGGUGGGUGAAAAAAUAAUUAGACCCUUGAGAUCAAAGUACAGGUUCAAAGUCGUGUUGAAAGUUGG
Messenger RNA from Amoebophrya sp. A25, 4288 nucleotides. NCBI's taxonomy places the organism in Eukaryota, Dinophyceae, Syndiniales, Amoebophryaceae. The record is from the annotation of a GenBank genome assembly.